Perca fluviatilis (European perch) is the source of this 1784-nucleotide messenger RNA. RefSeq names its product Y-box-binding protein 2-A-like. Gene Ontology annotation, biological process: regulation of gene expression. Lineage: Eukaryota; Metazoa; Chordata; Actinopteri; Perciformes; Percidae. The record is from RefSeq and is a predicted model, not a curated record. Gene Ontology annotation, cellular component: nucleus. Gene Ontology annotation, molecular function: nucleic acid binding.
AUGCAACGUCAAGGAUGCCAACUGCCGGGAAACCUCAAAGAAGAAGAAGAAGAAGAAGAAGAAAGGUUUCGGGAAGAACAGGAGGGAGGGGACUCCGGAGUGAGUAGCAAUCCGACAGCGAGCAUGACCGACGCUGAGGCGCAGAGCGCUCCACCAUCGGCACCUGUGGAAGACGAGCCACAGCCGGAGAGGAAAGUCAUAGCCACCUUGGUCCAAGGAACUGUGAAGUGGUUCAAUGUGCGUAAUGGAUAUGGCUUCAUAAACAGGAAUGAUACCAAAGAAGAUGUGUUUGUUCAUCAGACUGCGAUCAAGAAGAACAAUCCUAGGAAAUUCCUCCGCAGUGUUGGAGACGGGGAGGUCGUAGAGUUUGAUGUGAUUGAAGCCGCCAAGGGCUCGGAAGCAGCCAAUGUAACUGGUCCAGGCGGUGUUCCAGUCAAAGGCAGUCGUUACGCACCCAACAAACGCCGCUUCCGUCGACGGUUCUUCCCCCGCAGCCCAAGGCCUGGUGACGAGAGCAAACCAGCUGAUGGCCAGUCCUCUGCUGUUGAGGGUGAGGGGUCAGAGAACGAUGGAGCAAGACCUCAGCAGCGCCGCCGUAGGCCCCGCAGACCACGGCAGGAAGCACAAGAUGUUGAGGCUGGAGAGCAAAAGAACGGAUUGGCAGAGGGGGACCAAACGCAGCGACCGCCACAGCGCAGAUUCUGGCGCCCGUACCGCAGACCGUUCCGUCCUCGGCCACCUCCUGAGCAGGCUGCAGACGGCCAGCAGGCUGCAGACAGUCAGCAGGCUGCUGACGGCCAGCAGGCUGCUCCGGAAGAGAGCCGGGAGCAAGGCGAAGUGAAGCAGACCGAGGCCUCUGAGAGCCCCCAGACCAACGGAGAAGGAGCUGAGGGCCAGAAACCACAACGCCGCCAGUCUAGACGGCGCAGGCAAAAGAACUCCGAGUCCUCUACCUCGAAGAAUGAUACAGAGAAGUCUGCAUCAGAGCCUGGUACCCCUCCACAGACCUCCAAACCAGCUGACCUUAAAUCCACAUCAAAAUCUCCAAAGGCCUCCCCCAAAACCUCUCCCAAAACAGCAAAAUCACCUGAGCAGGCAGCUGCCACAACAGUCCCAGCACCAGCAGAGUGACGUUAGUGAGAGGACAGUCUCGUGACCCUUGGUCCUAGGGUUGGAGGGCUGGACCUAUUUCAGAACACAUGCACUGCUCUCCCCUCCCUGCACUGCCCUAUCCUCCAACCCACCCUGUGUCGCUGUCAUCCCUCAGGCCCCCUCCCCUCUCAUCUUGUCUUGUGUUGUCCUGUCUAGACAAUGACUUUGAAAAGAGGGAUGAGCUAGGGAAAUGGGGAAUACAAGUGGGUGCAUAUUUAGAAGCUGAUGCAUCUUUAAAAAAAAAAAAAAGGGGGGGGGAAAAUGGACAAUCUGCUUGGUAGCCCAGUUAUUCCAACCCCCCCUUUGAAAAUGAUUUUUCUUUAAUUGCCUAGAUGGGACACAUCAAGUAGUUUAUUGAGGAACCAGCCUUGAUUUUUAUUUAACUUGUUUUAAAUUUGGUUGAAGAGGGGAAAACCAAGCAGGUUUGAGGUUGGUGGUGCAUUAUGGGAGUCAGUUUAGUUCUGUUACCACCUCUUAAAACAUACUAUUCCGUUCAUCUCCUCAGUUAAGGAUAGAUUGAAAGGAAACUUUUUUUUUUAGUUAUUUGUAUGUGUGCUUUUCUUUUGGAGGGGAUUAUGUGCAAUGUCAGUAGUUCAAAUGCUAAUUAAAAAAAAUCAUGUUUGCAAAUCUCA